This is a messenger RNA of Xylaria bambusicola, 1671 nucleotides long. RefSeq lists its product as uncharacterized. The transcript has a single exon. The record is from RefSeq and is a predicted model, not a curated record. Lineage: Eukaryota; Fungi; Ascomycota; Sordariomycetes; Xylariales; Xylariaceae. The coding region runs from base 224 to 1432 and encodes 402 amino acids.
GGAGAAGAAAGCCGGAGAGAAGAAACCUGCAGUGAAGAAAUCUGGGGAGAAGAAACCCACAGAGAGAAAGCCCAGGAAGGCCCCGAAGCCCACCUCCAAACGAGGACAGCCUAUAUCUGCUGCGCGACUGAUCGCGAGCCCGUACAUCAAAUUUGGGUGGCACAAGCCUAUAAGUGGCACAGUCACAGAUGAAAUCCAGAAACUCGCUACUGUAGCUGAUUCCAUGUACAUGCUGCAGAUAGAUCGAGUGCGUCCUAUCGAGUCGAUCUCUCUUCGAAACGGGUUAUUCUGGGAGCAUCGACAGCUGUCUCGUCCGGAGAUGCUGUGCACGCCUUCGAUCGACCACAUUGAUCUAUUCUCCGCCGACGAUGAAAGCUUUCGAGAAACCUUGGAUAAGAUAGGCAAACGCCUUACCCCGUGUAAGACUGGAUUUAGUCUUCAUUACUUAUUCGACGCCAUCCGAUCUCGAGAGUUCUUACUCCUGCCAUUGCAGCUAGACGAUAUCUGGGUAACCGUAAUCGCUAGAAUCCAACAGAAACAGGAGCAGGAGUUUAAUCAAAUGGGCGACUUCAGCGCUGAUAUGAAGGUUACGGAUCUAGCGCUUGUUGAUCCGCUACCAGAGGGCCGUGAAGCUCGUGCAGCCCUGAUCAACUCCCGCCUCGAAUCAAUUUUCCCCGAGGGAUGUAUUGAGUCAGCGCUCAACUUAAAGGUCCACAACCUCGGUGUUCCAGACAUCAUCACCGAUUGCACAUCAAACGGCCAUUGGCAAACGGGGCUCAUCGCCUACGCAGUUUCGCGAGAGUUCAUCCGUCGCCUGAAGGUCCUUCAGCAUCGUCAAGAUCGGCGCGAUGGUACUUGCGGUGACCAAGAUUUCCUGUGGGCGCCCUUUGAGGAACAAUACAACUUCGACACUUAUCGUCAAAGCCUUCUCGCAGCGUGUGCGCACCAGUUCAUCGAAGGUUCGGGGUUCAAGGCCAGACUGGCCCUGGAGAUUUCGGGUGAAGACGCGAAUUACCAGCGAGAGCUUCUGAGCGGAGACAGGACCAAUAUCCUCGCCAACGACGAGAAGUGGGACAUCUUCCAAACAAAAACCCACACACACGCGAUUCCCAUUUACUACAACCCCUCUAGAAGAAACGCUUGUAGACCUCCUUCGGUCACAGUGGAGAAUGAAGAAGAUGACAAUACGGCCAUGUCUAUCCCACUUCAUUCACCACAAGUAGAGGUAACAGAAGAGGAGCGUGCUGCUACACCGAACCGUUCUGGCGCACCCACCCCGGAUACCCUCAACCGAACCCAAGAGCCCAGAUCUGGGGAUCGUCCAGAAGAGAAUGGUGAUCAGCGCAAGCGCUCCAGGGUCGACGAUGACGACGAGGCGGUUCCAUCGCCGAAACGGGCGAAACAGGUCGAAAAUUCUGGAAAUGAUGCUUAAGUGAGUGGUGUUGCUGUCACUCACACCCAUUCGUUCUAUUGUGCUAUGCUGAAAACACAUCAUCAAAGUCGCUGGGGAGUUGGUAUGAUCUUUGUUUAUAUAAAAGCGUUUGUUUAUAGAUUGCUCAUAUGGAAAAUACCAUUCACCCCAAACCCGUGUCCAUAAUAAAAGAUUAUGUCUGGUGUUUUAUGUUGCUCAAAGAUAUAGUUGCGGCUUAGUAAAUGAGAGUGACUUGUGUA